UAAGGGGAAAAGGAAAUACAUAAGAAAGAGGUUUGCUUUCGCGACUCUAUCGUAUUGGCAGAAACCAGAAAGAGCGAUGGGGAUGGCGAGAGACAGCUGCUUGGCUCGCGUCACUGCCGGCGUAGCGAUUGGCGGCGCCGUUGGCGGAGCGGUCGGUGCCGUUUAUGGGACAUAUGAGGCUAUCAGAUAUAAGGUGCCGGGAUUACUGAAGAUAAGAUAUAUCGGGCAAACCACUCUGGGAAGUGCAGCUGUUUUUGGACUCUUUUUGGGUGCUGGCAGUUUGAUACAUUGCGGGAAGUCUUAUUGAUUGCUGUUGGAGUCUUUUGAGCAUGCUGGGUGUGCCGAGUUCUGAAUCGUUUUGGGAUUUUAGUUUGUCUUGAACUAAUCAUGUUUGUCUAUUACAUCAAAUAUUGUAAUGAGCAGGUACCGGAAAAGCAAAUUAAGUUAAUUUGUUUCGACCCAAAGGUGAUGUUAAAAACUUAAAAUCAAGUAAUGGGUGUCACAACCGCCUGAGUGAGUUGCAAUCAAAAUAAUUAUGAAACUUGAUAAGAUGUCCUCUUUACAAUG
Messenger RNA from Musa acuminata AAA Group (dessert banana), 567 nucleotides. RefSeq lists its product as uncharacterized. The record is from RefSeq and is a predicted model, not a curated record. The transcript is spliced from 3 exons. NCBI's taxonomy places the organism in Eukaryota, Viridiplantae, Streptophyta, Magnoliopsida, Zingiberales, Musaceae. Bases 77 to 307 code for a protein of 76 amino acids. Gene Ontology annotation, cellular component: TIM23 mitochondrial import inner membrane translocase complex. Gene Ontology annotation, biological process: protein insertion into mitochondrial inner membrane; protein import into mitochondrial matrix.